Messenger RNA from Dendronephthya gigantea, 1722 nucleotides. RefSeq lists its product as uncharacterized. The record is from RefSeq and is a predicted model, not a curated record. Gene Ontology annotation, molecular function: ubiquitin-protein transferase activity. The transcript has 7 exons. The coding region runs from base 289 to 1248 and encodes 319 amino acids. NCBI's taxonomy places the organism in Eukaryota, Metazoa, Cnidaria, Anthozoa, Malacalcyonacea, Nephtheidae.
GCAGGGAUAUAUCAAAGUCAAAGAUACUUCCAUGGCCUUAUUACUUCACUACUAUAUGUCAUGGAACAAGUUUAAUUUUCUGCUGAUAUAAAUGACAAAUAUGCAAAAUAAUAUUCACAAGUAUCUCUUGCAUGACCAAAUGUUUAGGAACUGCAGGGAAAACUGUCAUUUUUUAAUUUUUAAUUUGCCUUUACUAGGUAAUCUGCUUAUAGUAUUCAGCUAAUUGUAGUUACCACAUUGUGCAAAUCAUGUCACACAAUAUGCUUUUUGUAAUACAGGGUGGAAGUUAUGAUGGGGUGUGGAAACAAGCUUGUCAAGCCAAUGUCAUCUCCUGGACAGUUCUUAUCUGGAUACAUCCUGGGCAAAAUAUUUGGCAGCAAAGCAAUAUACCUCAGACCAUCAACAAAUCUUGUUGACAUAAAGAUUGAAUCAAGUGAUGAGGAUUCAGAUUCACCUACUACCUCAAUGCAGCAAGAAUCAAUGUCUUACCAUGAAAAUCCUGCUAAAAUGGGAACAAAGAGAAAGAGAAAGCAAGAAGAAAGCGGGCCUUCCAAUACAAGUGAAAAUGGCAGUGCAGCAAUAUACUCUUCAUUCAUAAAUCUGAUGAGUGACUCGGAUGAUGAUAAUGACUUGUUGAUAUCUGUCUGGAAAGAGGAGGAGGACAACCUUAACCUUGCCAUUGAAGCAUCUAUGCAAGACUUAAAUGAACUUGCGAUGAAUCAGCUGCCCUCCUAUUUUGGAUUAUUCGAGGGUCGUGAAGGCUACAUGAUGUUCUCCCAUAACAUCAAGCUGGUAGAGGAAAACAAAUUCUUCCUGGCUGGCCGUUUAGUUGGAUUGUCACUGACACAAGGAGGACCAGGAAUUUGUUGUUUUCAUCCAUCAGUGUAUCAUUUAAUGUGUGGUAUCCAAUGUGAUCUUUCAAAAUUUGAUAUGACUAGCAUUGUUGAUACUGAUUUUUCUGCACUUGUUGCACAGCUGAAAUCAGUUCAAACCCAAGAGAUGUUUGACACGUUGACUAAGGAAAAAGGCGAUUAUAUUGCUUCAAUGGGGUAUCCUGAAAUUUAUUCUACAAAAGCAGAAGACAAGGAUCGAAUUGUUGCUAGUCUGUUAAAAUAUCAUUUGUUCUACAGGGUCACAGCGGAGAUGAUGCAAUUUACAAAAGGCUUAAAUGAGGCAGGAGGGUUAUGGGAGACUAUAAAACAACACCCGAGAAAGUUUGAAUUAUGUUCACAUAUAAUCGUUGUCUGAUAACUUGUGCACAACUGAAAGAAUUGUUCCACAUUCUUUGGAGUGAAGAAGGCAGUAACAGACGAGAUAAAGAGGAUGCGACAAUCUACUGUUGGGAAAUAUUUUUAAAAAAUGUUGAAGAUGGAAAUGUGAGUAUUUGUACACUCGACGACAUAACUGUAGACAUGCAGGUCAAGGAUGUCCUCCAGUUCAUCACAGGCGCGGACUGUAUACCACCAAUGGGAUUCAAUAAGAACCUUUUGAUCGGGUUCUACGACCAGGAUCUAGAAGAAGGAGGUAAACGGUUUCCCUAUGCAUCGUCAUGUGCCUUGCAACUCUUUGUACCAAGAGGCAUAGAAGAUCCAAGUAAGUUUGAAGAAAUGAUGAAAGAAUCCAUUUUUGGAUCCGUUGGCUUCGACAAAUCGUGAAUAAUGGUGUUUGGAUAUAUUAACUAAGUAUAUUAUUUAAAUUUAUUCUCUGUUUUUACGUUUGUUA